Molecule: messenger RNA, 3995 nt
Organism: Sycon ciliatum
Lineage: Eukaryota; Metazoa; Porifera; Calcarea; Leucosolenida; Sycettidae
Exons: 3
Coding region: 288-3047 (919 amino acids)
Molecular function (GO): protein binding
Source: RefSeq, a predicted model, not a curated record
UACAAACUGCAUAUCCGGCGGUCCUGGUCUGCAUUGACUGUAGGUCUACGAAGUUGGAGAUCACCUUUUCUGCUACGCCUUGAAGUUUGACGAGAUCUUCACCGUUUUCAGUUUGACGUGAGCAUGAGGAAGCUUUGUUAGCUGUCCCGAGCAGUGAUGUAGGUUUUCGUCCCCGUCACGUCAACAUGAUGGCCAGUGUAGGAGCCUAAUCGGGUGCUGCUUACCGCAGAAACUGCUUCCUCUUCAAGGCCAAUUGAAGGGCAGCACCCUCCAUUCGGCUUUGCGCCAUGGCUCCAAUCAGACAUGUGGGAUACUUGAGGCGUGUAGGUGGUCCGGACGACUCGAGUCUAGCUUUCGCAGUGUUGUGGAAUGAAGAGCUAACGCUGUUUCCGUGCCAGGAUGCCAGCCAACAGUAUAUUGAUCCAACAGCAGAGGUAUAUGCAAACCCUCAGGUGUUCAAUAUCAAGGGUGCAUCUGCAUUUGUCACGCAGUGUGUGGAGAAUAACAAACACCCAGGAUUAUUCAAUUUGAUUGGGCACAAGUCGUCAUGGAAAGCUCAGCUCACUGCAGGCAGUAGAGAGGAGGCUGUGAUAUGGGUUGCCAGGAUCCUGAGCUGCUCGUCCGGAUGUAAGCCGCGGCCAUCGUCAUUUGAAUCAAGGGUCGAUCUCAUCCAGAAGGAGAUUGACGCGAUAGUCGACGAGUCUCCGAACGCUGACUGCGCAGAUGUGACAUCAAUAGUCAAUUGGAUGAAGCGUGUGAAAAAGCAGGAUGCUGAGGAAAUUGUGGUGGGUGCAACAGCACCGAGUACGCCACGGCGGACAAUGGCAUACAAGCGAUUAACCUGCCUGAAAGAGCAGCUCAAAGAGCGAGAAUACCUAUUGAAGCAGCUAGAGGCACAAGAGAAGCAGUUCCUCGGCAGUGAGAAACAGGAGUAUCACCCGUGCCGCUUCACCACGACUGCAAAGACGUCGUUUUGCCUGCUCAACGGAAACGACAGCACCGAGGUGCGGAGCGGCGACAAAAUCGUCGUGUAUGGCCUCAAGGAGGACUACACCUGGCGCUGCUGCGUUGAUCGCACCGUGAGCGUGGUCAUGAGCUGCGGGUGCACUGGCUUGCCCGGAUGUGACGCUGCCCAAUGCUGUCUCGCUGCUCGUGCUACUGCCGACACGCAACAGUCUGUCGUGGUGGAAAGCAGUAUGCUAGAACCAUCAGCCAUCAGCACCUCUCUAGUAGGCGAAACAUUGAGUGAAGAGGGAGACUCACUUACGUCAGAGGCAGCGGCACUGGGCCAAGCUCCAGGCUCUAAGCUGCCGCCAGCAAAGCCUAAACGUCCUAAAAUUGAGCAGAAGACACUGAAAAGCACCGUAUCAGUUUGCUACAAUGGGCCCUGUGAGAGUGCGCCUAAGGAGCAGAAGGUUUGCUUGUCUGCCUCAGUCCCCAGUUUGAUCACUCCGGAUGAUGGUGUUAGAAAGUCUCUCGACAGCAGUCCUCAGUCUUCAAUGUCAUAUACUGGUGAUAGGAGCGCGUGUACCCAGGACAACGUGUCCCUUUCCAGCAUGGAAGAAGGUGUUGAUCACCAUGAUCUGGCCAUUGCUGCCAAGGAGGUUACUUAUCCACUGCUUGGCGCACUGCCCUCGCUAGAUGUAGUGGUGUUUGUCGGCGAGGAGGCUGCCCAGGUUCUCGCCACCGUCCAGUUGGCACGCAGCCCGCCCGAGCUCAAUUCCGCCGACUCUGCGUCACCCACGGCAAAGCCAGCAGGACGCAUCAAGUCCGUUGCGCGCCGAUUGACAUCCAGCAAGCCAUCUACAUCGCGAGAAACGUCUCCAGGCAGUGGGUCAAAGUCACCGGUGCCCAAACCCAGGAACAUGCGGCAGCGUUUGUCCACAGGCUCAGCAUCUACCUACGGCUUGCCAUUUGCAAUAUCCGAUACGAGCUCAAUGAAAUUUUCGUUCCGGAGGUGUUCCAGUGCAUCCGCUGGUUGCUCUUCGGGGCUGGACGUGAAUGGUGUAACAGGAGACUCAGGCAAAACACCAACAUCGGGCUCAGAUGAGAGCAGUACGUUAGGAGGCGAGCCUGAAUCUAGUUCUGACAAUGAUUCCAUGGUCAGCUGUCCCGUUCGACCAGCUUCGGUUUGUGCUAGUAGCAAUUUAGAUUAUCAUGAAUUCAACAUGAGAAAUGCCAAGUCCGAUUCAAACCUUCCACAUUCUCUCCCUCACAAUGACGUACAGUCGCCGAUUUUCCGCGGUAUUGUCGAAAGCAUGGGUGCAGCAUCCAAGUAUGCGGUGGAGAAUGAUGACUUGCCUUCACGGUCCAAGGUAUGUCAACUACGCGGCUCGCGCUCGCAGACAUCUAGUGGUAAAGACUACCGCACAGGAUCCAGGCGCGGCUCUUUAACUAGCGUCAGAAGUGCUGUUCCGACCAUGCACACGUCCAGCGUAGGAGCAGGUCUAAUGCCGUGCUUGAAUAAUGCUUGGGACAACGAGUCUUUCGACAUCAGCUUGGACCUGUCCGGCGGCAGCAGUAUGGUUCACACGGUGCAGUUUGACUGGCCGUCACCUGGCCUGCACUUGGCUAGUUUUGUCCUCUACCAGCACAGCACGAGCACUAUCGGCACCUGGAGUGAGGCUUCGGAGAAAUCCAGCACGAGUACAGACGCAAACAUCAAGAAGCCAACUGAGAUUGUGACUGUAAGCCAUGUCGACAAGUUCUGCACUGCUGCGUCGGCCGGUUGCAUGCCCGGGGAUGCUGUGCUCAGCAUUAAUGAACACAGAAUGGACAACUGCUCUGCCAAUGAUGCUUGGGACAUCUUGAACAGUAUAAGCUCCACAUCUGUCCGGCUUCUCCUGAUGCCCAUUGAUGGAAUUCAGCGCUUGGAGUUGGAACACAGGAAGCAAGUCAUGGAUACAAUGUUGUUUCAUGCUCAGUUUUCUACGUGGAUGCUGCAGAAUUGGGAGCAAUCCAUCCAGAUGGGCGGUGCUGCCUCAAUGUUGCAAGAGGUUGACCUGGAGGACUCGUCUGACUCGUCUGAUGAUGAAGCAACGAUGUAACUUGCAAAUAAUAUAUGUACGGACGCCGGCAUGGGCAAUCAUGCCGGUCCACUUGAGCCGCUAUAGCCGACCGUCACACUGAUUUAGAAGCUAGCUUGGUUGGUAUAAAUGUUCCGCACUUCUUAAUUAUGAUAGUUUGAGACUCAUCCAAUAGCAUUUUUGUUCUUAUCACUUUUUAAACAAUUCUCUCGUAUUGUACUUUCUGAACAUUUUUUUGCGCCAAGUACUGCAUGAUGUACUGCAUUCACAUUCAGAGGCAGUUCUAAUAAAUUAUCUAAUUUUAGAAAUCGCUGCCCCUCCGAGUUAUAAUUUUGAACUCUCAUCUAACAAAGCAGUUGCUAAACGAGCAAGCAUGUGGGUGUUACAUAUCGACUCCGUGCUUCCAUGCAUAACCGAUGACCCAUGCUAUGUGUAUGCUGACAGCAUUGCAAUUUAUACUUUGAAGUACACUGUUAGGUUUGUUUUGACUGGGAGCCCAGCAUCAACCUGUGGGCGCUGCAUUGUAGGUUCUAUAUUUGUGUUUUCAGGUUGUUGCUAUUUUCUCUCUCUCUUGAUGAUCCUGUUCCCCAGCAGUCCCGGGAUCCCUGGUACCCUUAGUCUGGGAUGGGUUUCAAGCCAUUCGUUUCCCCUCCCCCCCCCCCCUCUCUCUCUUUCUUGGUCUUUUUUUAUCUGUCUCUUUUUCUCUGCUGUGUCGAAGCCAGUUGUCUCUCGCUCUGCAGCGUUGCUCUUCCACCUUGUUUCGCCAGGUUUCGUGCUAUGCUGCUGCUCAGUCUGCAUCAUUUUCCGUUUUGCCUGGCUAGAACACAGCGCAUACGCAGACUGUCAUGUGUUGUUGUAAUGCUCCACAGAGUUGUUUGUACUUUCCUCAAUUGCCCCAUUGUCGUAUAUUUACUGUUUUGUUACGGCGACGUUUUUUUAUACUUGUUUGAAUCUCCUACGACUCGUUGA